AUGGCAGGGCUGUGGCUAGGUUUGGGUUUCACAGCUGGCAAGUCCAUCGCUAUUACGCUCUGGUCUGCUAUCACCGCACCUUUCCGUGGCCAAACAGGUGGCGCUACAGCCUACAAGCAUGUGGCCAUUACAUUUGCUCGGUCGUUCUUUGGAACUGCUUCUAUCGAACAAAUCCAACUGUCUCUAUCGGAAAAUCUUCGCGGCGCACUUCUUUUAUCGCCAUGGAUCGAUUUCGGCACGGACCACGAAAGCUUCCGCACAAAUGCGGACAAGGAUGCUAUCUCGGCCGAGUCUCUCGGUAGAUGGGCUGAGGCGCUUUUCGGAGAUACUAAGAUGGACAAGUAUACUAAUCCUACUGAUGCGCCGACAGGCUGGUGGAAACUUCUGCCUGUGGAAAAAAUCUUUAUUGGCGUUGGCGGAGAUGAGGUUCUUUUGGACUCUAUUGUCAGUCUGGCACACAAAAUGAAGACCGAACAUCCAGACGUGCUGGUCAGUCGUGUUCCUCGGGAGUUUCAUGUCGAGCCCAUCACAGAUUUUGGGUUGGGACUUUCCCCUGGCGUGCAGUAUCAAGCCAUGGCUGCUUGGUUGAACCAAACCUUUUCUCAAUAG
Molecule: messenger RNA, 609 nt
Organism: Aspergillus oryzae RIB40
Lineage: Eukaryota; Fungi; Ascomycota; Eurotiomycetes; Eurotiales; Aspergillaceae
Exons: 4
Coding region: 1-609 (202 amino acids)
Molecular function (GO): hydrolase activity
Source: RefSeq, a predicted model, not a curated record